CCUGCACCCAGAGACUAGCUGAAGAGGACAAGGGCAGGAGGCACCAUGAGUGGGGGCCCUGCGGGAGGCAGACCUGGGGGCCGCGGAGCACUAGCAGUUCAGCAGAACAUACCUUCCACCCUCCUCCAGGACCAGGAGAACCAGCGACUCUUCGACAUGCUGGGAAGAAAAUGCUGGACACUGGCCACCGCAGUUGUUCAGCUGUACCUGGCGGUGCCCCCUGGAGCUGAGCGCUGGACCAAGGAGCAUUGUGGGGCUGUGUGCUUCGUGAAGGAUAACCCCCAGAAAUCCUACUUCAUCCGCCUUUAUAGCCCUCAGGCAGGCCGGCUGCUCUGGGAGCAGGAGCUGUACUCACAACUGGUUUACUCCACUCCUACCCCCUUCUUCCACACCUUUGCUGGAGAUGACUGCCAAGUGGGGCUGAACUUUGCAAACGAGGGCGAGGCCAAGGCCUUCCAGACCCUGGUGCAGGAGAAGAUACAAAAAAGGAAUCAGAGGCAAAGUGGAGACAGACGCCAUCUACCCCCACCACCAGCACCAGCCAAUGAAGAGAGAAGAGGAGGGCUCCCACCCCUGCCCCCGCCCCCAAGUGGAGACCAAGGGGGCCCAGCAGCUGGCCCACCAUCCCUGGGGCUAGUAACAGUGGACAUCCAGAACCCAGAUAUCACAAGUUCAAGAUACCGUGGGCUCCCCGCACCUGGGCCUAGCCCAGCUGAUAAGAAACGCUCUGGGAAGAAAAAGAUCAGAAAAGCUGAUAUUGGUGCACCUUGUGGAUUCAAACAUGUCAGCCAUGUAGGAUGGGACCCCCAGAAUGGAUUUGACGUGAACAACCUAGACCCAGAUCUGCGGAGCCUGUUUUCUAGAGCGGGAAUCAGUGAGGCCCAGCUCACUGAUGCUGAGACCUCCAAACUUAUCUAUGACUUCAUUGAGGAUCAGGGCGGGCUGGAAGCUGUGAGGAAUCAGAUGAGGCGCCAGGAACCGCUUCCACCGCCCCCACCGCCAUCUCGAGGAGGGAACCAGCCUCCCCGGCCCCCUUCUGUGGGGAGUAACAAGGGUCGUUCUGGUCCACUGCCCCCUGUACCUUUCGGAGGUGCACCACCCCCACCAACUCCCCGGGGACCCCCACUUCCAGGACGAGGGGGCCCUCCACCACCACCCCCUCCAGCCACAGGACGUUCUGGGCCACCACCCCCUCCACCCCCUGGAGUUGGGGGUUCACCCCUGCCACCACCACCACCACCGCCGCCGCCGCCGCCGCCACCACCACCACCCAGCUCUGGGGAUGGACCAGUUCCUCCCCCAGGCCCUCCUUCUCUGGGGCCUUUGGGGGGCCUGGCCCCUGCUGGAGGUCGGGGGGCUCUUUUGGAUCAAAUCCGACAGGGAAUUCAGCUGAACAAGACCCCUGGGGCCUCAGAGAGUUCAGCACUGCAGCCACCACCUCAGAGCUCCGAGGGGCUGGUGGGUGCCCUGAUGCAUGUAAUGCAGAAGAGAAGCAGAGUCAUUCAUUCCUCAGACGAAGGGGAGGACCAGGCUGGAGAUGACGAUGAGGAUGAUGAAUGGGACGAUUAAGUGGCCACCAUCCCCACCUGUUCUGCACCUGAUCCACAGGCAGCUGCUGCUUGCUGCCUUCCUUUCUCGGCUUCCAGGCCCCCAAGGCUCAUUUCUUCCCCACCAACCCCUCCAGUGCUGUUAUCUCUGACUGGCCCCCAGUUGCCUUAGCAAUGGCGCUUUUUAUACAAAAUUUCUCAGUUCUCAGUCAAGGAUUUUAAAACAAAAAUAAAAUAACCAUCUUUUUGUUUCUCUAAA
Messenger RNA from Artibeus jamaicensis (Jamaican fruit-eating bat), 1806 nucleotides. It is a transcript of the gene WAS, whose product is annotated as WASP actin nucleation promoting factor. The transcript has 12 exons. The coding region runs from base 46 to 1569 and encodes 507 amino acids. Gene Ontology annotation, molecular function: actin binding. The record is from RefSeq and is a predicted model, not a curated record. Gene Ontology annotation, biological process: actin filament organization. Lineage: Eukaryota; Metazoa; Chordata; Mammalia; Chiroptera; Phyllostomidae.